CGGUCGAGCUCUUUUUCCCGUUCGCCCCGUGUUGAGGUAGCACGCGUUUUCGCACCGUGUCGUGUGGUUGGAGUUUUCUUGAUUGAAUUCUGCGCGAGUGAACAAAAGAAUUUACCAAAAUGGGUCGUAUGCACGCUCCCGGAAAGGGUAUCUCCCAGUCGGCCUUGCCGUAUCGCCGUUCGGUCCCAUCCUGGCUGAAGCUAAACGCCGAUGAUGUUAAGGAGCAGAUCAAGAAGCUGGGCAAGAAGGGCAUGACCCCGUCGCAGAUCGGCAUUAUCCUGCGGGAUUCGCACGGAGUGGCCCAGGUUCGCUUCGUCAAUGGCAAUAAGGUUCUUCGCAUUAUGAAGGCCGUCGGCCUGAAGCCGGACAUCCCGGAGGAUCUGUACUUCCUGAUCAAGAAGGCCGUCUCUAUCCGCAAGCAUCUUGAGCGCAACCGCAAGGACAUCGACAGCAAGUUCCGGCUGAUUCUGAUCGAGAGCCGCAUCCACCGGUUGGCCCGCUACUACAAGAUCAAGGCCGUACUGCCCCCGAACUGGAAGUACGAAUCCAGCACCGCGUCCGCCCUGGUUGCCUAAACGAGGGGACACGGCUGUGUUGGGUAUUACCUUUUCUUUUAUUUUUUGUAACUGAAACGAGCGAAUUCAAUCUUGGCGCUAGGGUCCCGCAUCAGCUAGCUAGAAAGUUAGGUGAUGCGGGACGCGCUUUAUUUUCUAGAGGGAGAGAACGCAGAUAAGAUACCGUCAAUAAAAUGGUAUGAAAAUUUA
Molecule: messenger RNA, 764 nt
Organism: Uranotaenia lowii
Lineage: Eukaryota; Metazoa; Arthropoda; Insecta; Diptera; Culicidae
Gene: RpS13
Product: 40S ribosomal protein S13
Exons: 2
Coding region: 120-575 (151 amino acids)
Biological process (GO): translation
Cellular component (GO): nucleolus; ribosome; cytosolic small ribosomal subunit
Molecular function (GO): structural constituent of ribosome; small ribosomal subunit rRNA binding
Source: RefSeq, a predicted model, not a curated record